AUGUCAAAAUCAAUCCUCGACUCCCUUCCUUCCUGGCUACCAGGCCAAGACCUCCUGCACCCGCAUUACAAGUAUGCCUCAGCCGGUCCAGCAUUGUUCGAACUGGACAAGAAGAGCUUGUGGGCUUUUGUAGCUAUGACGGCUUUCAAUCCGAUUUUCUGGAACACAGUCGCUAGGAAUGAAUACCGAAACAAGACGAUCACCAAGAUUGUCGGAUCACCUUUAGUCGGCACCUACUUAUUGGCCAUUACCAUCUUCUCGAUAAGUGCUUUUAGGGAUCAUCUCUUCAUCAACGCCUUGAAGGAUCAACCAUCCCUUAUCGAACUCGAUCAACCCCUCAUCAAACUCCUCGCCAUCAUCCUCUUCGUAUCUGGUCAAACAUUCGUCAUCUCCUCCAUGUGGGCAUUGGGAGUAACCGGUACAUACCUCGGUGAUUACUUCGGCAUACUUAUGACUCACCGUGUUACUUCUUUCCCAUUCAACGUCCUCUCCGACCCAAUGUACGUUGGAAGUGCACUUACUCACCUCGGUACGGCUUUGUGGUUCCAAUCUCCCGCCGGGAUCUUGUUGGCCGCGUGGAUAUGGUUGGUAUACAGUGUUGCGUUGAAAUAUGAAGGCCCAUUCACCGACAAAAUCUACUCGGCCAAAUCCAAGUCAUCUCCCGCCGCCAAGAAAUCGACAAUUAACGAUAAGACCGAAACCUACGCUUCUGUCACAUCAACUUCCGCUCCUGCUACACCUUCUAGACGAUCUGGUCGAAUUGCCUCAAGAAAAUCAUUAGCUGGACAAUCUGACGUUGAUUCUUCUGAUGCCGAGGCCAAACCCGCUGGACGAAAGUCGAGAGCAUCCGGUUUGACUCAGGAGUUACAAGGUGCUGCUGGGACACCGGGGAGAUUGACUAGGAGUAGAAGUAAACCUAGAGUCGUGGAUGAUUCGGACUAG
This is a messenger RNA of Kwoniella botswanensis, 942 nucleotides long. RefSeq lists its product as uncharacterized. Gene Ontology annotation, biological process: phosphatidylcholine biosynthetic process. The transcript is spliced from 4 exons. The record is from RefSeq and is a predicted model, not a curated record. Lineage: Eukaryota; Fungi; Basidiomycota; Tremellomycetes; Tremellales; Cryptococcaceae. Bases 1 to 942 code for a protein of 313 amino acids. Gene Ontology annotation, molecular function: S-adenosylmethionine-dependent methyltransferase activity.